AUGGAAGUCCCUUUGGAUGAGAAAGGCUCUUUCAUCGCCGAGUCGCCACGAGAGUUGACGGCAAGCACCCUCAUCAAACCACAGGCUCGCGAGGCUUACGAUGUCAAUGUCACAUUUGAAGAGUACCUUUACUACUCUAAGAAGACAAGAGAAGAGGAGGAAUUCCUGGAGCCUCCGGUGCUCAAUGUCCGAGAGUUUUUCAAGGGGAAGAAAGCCGAAGAACCGCUCACGACGCUGACAGAGAAAGACUUCACAACUCGAGAGCGGCGACUGGCGAUCACAGACGAGGAAUGGGCAAAUGCAAGCCGUUCGCUUAGGUCUGCUUCAUGGGGUGCCUGCCCAUAUGGCUCGGGCUUUGCGAUGGGCACAUUGGGUUGGGGACCAGGCAUUGCCUUCUACACUGUCUUCGGAUUCAUGGCCGGAUACUCUGGAUAUCUCAUCUGGCGAGUCUUCCUCGGCGUGGACAGCUACGAGUUCCCAGCUAAGAACUACGGCGAUCUCGGAUUCAGAACCCUUGGUCGGUUUGGUCGCCAUAUUACAAAUGUCUGUCAGGCGAUUUCGUUGCUCUUACUCGUAGGCCAAGUCACAAUUGAAUUUGGCCAAAACAUCUCCCAGGUGUCGAAGUUCCGGCUGUGCUACGUUGUCUGUCCAGUCAUAUUUGCAUGUGCUGGCUUCUUCAUUUCGCAGAUCAGAACCCUCAAGGCGUAUGGAUGGGUUGCAAAUCUCGCCGUGUGGAUGAACCUGUUUGUCAUCUUUAUGACGAUGGGUGUUAUGUCGGUGUCGCCACCGAACUACAAAAUAUCCACACUCGGGUCUGCUGGCAGUGCAGUUGACAGAAAGACGAUCACACCAGACAGUGAUGGUAACUACCCACCGAUCAUCCAUUACAGCAAUGUCCCUCAGGGCGGCCUUAUUGGGUCCGUGAAUGGCAUGCUUUCCGGUGUGUUGGCAUACGCAGGUGCACAGCUCUUUGUCGAAUUCAUGGCCGAGAUGCGCCGACCUCGAGACUUCAUCAAGGCUAUGUGGGGUGCCCAGUUUUUCAUCUAUAGCGUCUAUCUCACUCACGGCUGCGUGGUGUAUUAUCUUCAAGGACAGUACAGCUAUAGCCCGAGUUAUCAAGGUAUCAGCGUAUACUCAUGGCAGACCGUCGGGAACAUGGUCUCUUUGCUCUCUGCUCUCAUCUGCGCAGGUCUUUAUGGAAACAUUGGAGUCAAGAUUGUCUACAAUAACAUUUUGAUGGAUAUUUUCGGUCUACCUCCUCUGAAUACGCGGGUGGGUAAAAUUGUCUACGCUUCUCUUGUCCCAGUUUGGUGGACGAUCGCAUUCAUCAUCGCCGCAGCCGUUCCGGAUUACUUUGGCUUCGUCAGCAUAAUUUCCGCUUCGAUGCUUUUGAACUUGACAUAUACCAUCCCUCCCUUGUUUGCCCUUGCAUUCGACAUCCAGAAGAAUGCUAUCCGGACGGAGGUUGGCGAAGGAUUCAACCCAAUAACUGGAGAGGUGAUCCGGACCGAAACAACGACAGCAAGAUGGAUCCGUGGCUUCUUUUCAGGUGGUCCUUUGCAAGUCGCGAUCAAUAUUUGGCAUGUCGUGUUUUCCCUAGCAUCACUAUCCAUGUGUGGACUGGGCAUGUGGGCGGCCGUCGUUGGAAUGAUCGACGCCUUCAAGAUCCCGCAGCUAAACUCGUUCUCUUGUGUCUCACCACUCAAUCUAAAUGGCUAA
Molecule: messenger RNA, 1719 nt
Organism: Penicillium griseofulvum
Lineage: Eukaryota; Fungi; Ascomycota; Eurotiomycetes; Eurotiales; Aspergillaceae
Product: putative amino acid transporter
Exons: 4
Coding region: 1-1719 (572 amino acids)
Biological process (GO): amino acid transmembrane transport
Cellular component (GO): vacuolar membrane
Molecular function (GO): amino acid transmembrane transporter activity
Source: RefSeq, a predicted model, not a curated record